Drosophila ficusphila is the source of this 1698-nucleotide messenger RNA. Its product is annotated as putative polypeptide N-acetylgalactosaminyltransferase 12. The transcript is spliced from 2 exons. The record is from RefSeq and is a predicted model, not a curated record. The coding region runs from base 1 to 1698 and encodes 565 amino acids. Gene Ontology annotation, cellular component: Golgi apparatus. Lineage: Eukaryota; Metazoa; Arthropoda; Insecta; Diptera; Drosophilidae.
AUGAACGUUCCAGCGUCUUUAAAAAACUACUGCUGGUUCAAUUAUGGGGUUUUACCCCUGUGGAUUUUGGUGACAAUGAUAUUUCUGCACAGGGAACUGCGGCAUUUUGACGGCCUCUUCGGAGCUCUAACUUAUCCCGGAAUUGGUGAAAACGGAUCUGGCUCCUAUUUAGAUGCACCCUAUUUAGAUAUCGAUGAGUAUGAGGAAGGUUGGAUUCGGUAUUCAUACAACUCUUGGCUGGCGGCAAGAAUUCCAGUGCGGCGUUCAUUGCCAGACUAUCGGGAUCCCCUCUGCCUGAAUAUCACCUACGAUGAGGACUUUAUCAAUAUGAAUCCAGCCAGCAUUAUUUUGAUCUUUCGAAACGAGCAACUUGUAGUCCUGCUGAGAACUUUGCACAGCUUGGUGAGCAGGACUCCAAAACAUCUCAUUUCUGAGCUCAUUCUAGUGGACGAUCAUAGUGAUGCUGGCUUUUGGAAAGAAAAAAUUUCGGUUUUACUUUUUGACACCUACGUGCGCAAGUAUAUUUACCCAAAGGCGCGGAUAUACCACUUUGAGAAUCAUAUGGGGCUAAUCAGAGCUCGGGCUUGGGCCGCCAGUCAAACCAUGCCGGUUAAUCUAGUAUUUGUGGACGCGCAAGUUGAGUUUACCGAAGGCUGGUUGCCACCAUUACUGAAUACUAUUUCGGAAGAAAUACAGACCCUGGCCACUCCCAUUUUGGACGAGAUCAAUGAGGAUAACUUUGGUUAUCUUCGGUCGAAUGAAACUCGUGGGAUCUACGACUGGAGCUUGAGACGCCUGGAAGUUCCCCUCUCAGAGGAAAAAAGAUUAAUGCUUCCCAAACCUUAUGAAGUGGCUGCCGUAAGGACUUCCGUGUUUGCUAUUCCAUCUGUGUAUUUCCAAGAACUCUCGUAUUUCGACGAAGAGCUCAGUGGUUUUGGCGGUGCUGAGCUCGAACUUAGUUUCAAAGUCUGGCGAAAUGCUGGUCGCAUAGUUCAAGUUCCUUGCUCCAGAGUUGGCCACUUGCAGCCCAAAAAUCAUCAUUAUCUUACGCGAUUUGGUGAUCCACACGAAAUGGGGAAAGAAGUUUCCAAAAACCUCAAACGAAUUGUGGAAGUCUGGAUAGAUGAUCCUGUUCUGAAAUCAACAAUAUAUCGAUACCUACCACUUCUCAAAAACGUUUAUGAGGGUGAUCUCAGUGUACCGCGGUCAAAAUACGACAAAUACGACUCUGAAUCUUUUCAGUGGUUUAUAACCGAAGUCAUGCCAGAACUAAGACAAAUUACACCCAGAAAUCGCCUUGAUUUUGCUUUUGGUCAUAUAAAACUCGAAGGUUAUCCAGAUAGCUGUCUGACAGUCAAUGCAGAAAGGAAGCAUCUAACUCUCGAGCCAUGCAUCGCCAACAAUACUCAUCAAAACUGGACAUUGACCCAUCUUAACGAUCUCCGAACGGCCGAUAAUUUUUGCCUAGAAGUGCAUUCCCAUGUGGCCGUGAGAUAUAACUAUUGCCACAAUCUUGGAGGACGGCAGAGUUGGAACUAUAAUUCGUAUACCAAACAACUGGUCAGCAAUUCCUUGUGUCUCGAAUCAGGUGGUCGACUUUAUUUUUAUGUGGGAAUUUGCAACACAUCACAGAGAAGACAGAGAUGGUUUUUUGACAACCUCAAUUUAGAUCUCUUGGCAUCAGUGAAAACAAAUUAG